GGGCCGGUGCCGGCAGUGUCAUGGCGGCGCCGCUGCGGGACCGGCUGAGUUUCCUAAGCCGGCUGCCGGUGUUGUUGCGGGGCACGGCCGACGACGACACCCCCUGCCCUGGGUACCUCUUCGAGGAGAUCGCCAAGAUCUCCCACGAGUCCCCCGGGAGCAGCCAGUGCCUGCUGGAGCAUCUCCUCACACGGCUGCAGAGCAGCUCCUGCCACGUCAAGCUGAAGGUGCUGAAGAUCCUGUUGCACACCUGCUCCCAGGGCUCCCCCCAGUUUGUCCUGCAGCUGAAGAGGAACGCCAGCUUCAUCCGAGAGGCCACAGUGUUCUCUGGGCCCCCAGACCCCCUCCAUGGCAACAGCUUGAACCAGAAGGUGCGGGCGGCUGCACAGGACCUGGCUAGCAUCCUGUUCUCGGAUGCACCGCUGCCACAGCCCCUGGCGCUGCCCGCCCGGCCCCCAGCCCCUGCAGGGAUGGGCUCCAGCCCCAGCCCCUGUGGCUCCCUGCAGGGAUUCGGCUUCAGCAGUGACAGAAACAGUCCUGCUUCCACAGGAGAGGCCUUGCUGAGCAGCCUCCAGCGAGCAGCAGAGGCCGUGGCCCAGGCCGUGCUCCCGGCACCGGGGAGGCCUCAGCGGCUCCGUGGGGACCUCCCCGAGGACACCUACGAGCCUGUCCGAGCUCCAUCCCCUGCCAGCAGCCCGGCCGUGCCACCCCCAACUCCUCCGGCACCGCGCGGAUCCCGAGUGAGCCACCAGCCGGGGCUGGCCGGGGGCGGCUGGGAGGAGGCAGACAGCGGGCACAGCUCCCGGGAAUCCUCACAGGGCAACGAGCGGAGCCGCACCUCGGACUCGGGCAGCAAAUCCGGCAGCGACAGCCGCUCUGGGGCCAGCCGGGAGCUGAGCCACGGGGCUGAGAGCAGGGUGGAUGCUGACAGCCCGGGUGACUGCCGGAGGGAGCUGAGCCUGGUGUCAGGACUGACACGUGGGGCCAGGGUCUUCCUCACCAGGGAGGAAUCUCAGCACUUUCUCAAGGAGACUCCUUUCUCCUGCUCCAACAUGAAGAGCACCCGGAGCUGCUGCUCCGUCCAGAGCUCCGACGUCGCAGACCUGAUCCUGACCGGGCUCCCGGCGCCAGUGUCGCGGCGCCCCGGCAGCGCCUCUCCUGCCAAGCUCGUGGCACGCUCCGUGUCCGUGGCUGCCGAUGGCAAAGCCAAGAGGAACGCCCCGGAAAAUGCGGGAUCCCGGGCCAUGAACAACCUACGCAGGUCCAACAGCACCACCCAGGUGAACCAGCGGGUGAACAGCUCACACAGCUUGGAGCAGACAGCAGACUUCCUGGCCUUCUUUGAGGGCGAUCCAGGAGGAAGAAGAAAACUGGCAGCUCUGAGCAAAACCUCUCCAGAAAAGAAAACCACAUGGAAUAUCCUGGAUGACCAGCCCCGGGCAUUCCCAGGCCCCUCUGGCUCCCACAGCCUCGAGCCACCCAUGGGCAUGAGGAGGAAGGAAGCCACAGUGCUUCUGGCUGCCAACUUCACUGCCAACAACAGGAGCAACAAGGGAGCAAUGGGCAACUGUGUCACCACCAUGGUGCACAACAACUACUCUACUGCUGAGAAGGGCCCUGCUCCCAAGAGCUCCAACCAGGCUCCCAGUUCCCUCAACAAUGUUGUCAAAGCGACCUCGAAUGAGGAUGGGGAAGGCAGCAGCAGCUUUGUGAAGUCUCAGAAGAAUUUUUCCAGCAACAACAUCAUGACCCACAACAACAACAGCAGCAGCAGCAGCAGCAGAAGUGUUCCCCAGAGGAGGGAGGUGACUGAAGAGGAGGCUGAGAGGUUCAUCCAGCAGGUGAACCUGGCUGCUGUCACCAUCCAGCGCUGGUACCGGCGGCACUCGCAGCGUCACAGGACAGCGGCUGCGGCUCUGGGGCGCCUCAUGGCUGCCAAGAGAGAGGAAAGGCAGCGGCGGAUGGAGGAGGGGAAUAUCCUGGAUUUGCAGGAGAAGAAGGACGAGGAACGCCGGAAGAUCCGAGAGGAGAAGGCACGCCUGGCCAGGCAUGCUGCCAUCCAGGAACUGCAGCAGAAAAGGGCCCAAAAGGCCUCAGAGGCAAAACACUCUCCAGAAGAGCUGGUGCUUGUGAAGGAGAGCAGGAGGGUGCCCAAGAAGAAGCUUGGUGCCAAACAUGCCUCAGCCAGGAAUGUCAGCCCGGCUGGCAGCCUCACCAAAGCCAACAAUGCUGAGGCCAAUUCCCCCCUGGCAGCUGGGGAGCCUGAAGGGAGCAGCCUGGGAGCUCUUGAUUCUGUGCCCUCGCAGGACCCCAGGGCAGAGGAGAAACUGCAGGAUGCGAGCUCCAAGGAGAUGGGUAACGAGGACCCGGAGACAGCAGUGACUGCUGGCAGCAGGGCUCCAUCCAAAGUCACACUCAAUGAGCUGCUGGACACACUGCGGCUGCUGGAGGAGGAACCAGAGCUGCUGCCCCCACCCAAGCUCCUCAAGAAGGACAAAUAUGCCUGGAUGGAUAGGGAGCCCAGCUCCAACUCCCUGACUGCUGAUAACUUGGAGAAGUUUGGGAAGCUGAAUCACCCUCCAGGGGUCCCUGAGGAUGGGGCUCUGCUCUCAGAGGCCAAGCUCCAAAGCAUCAUCAAUUUUCUGGAUGAGAUGGAGAAAUCAGAGCAGGAGAGGCCCAGGUCUGCUGCCUCAGCCACGCAGCGGGAGGGCUUCCUUUUGGAAGAGGAGCUGGCUCACGUGGAGCAGGUGUCAGCUGUUGCCACAGAGGUGACAAGUUCCAUGAUGAGGCUGAAGCUGGAAGUGGAGGAGAAGAAGAGAGCCAUCAGCCUGCUUCAGACUGCUCUGACUCAGCAGAGGGAGCUGACUGACCGACACAUCAAACAGACUGAGAAGGAGCUCGGCCACCAGCUCAGGCUGCAGAGGGAGCAGUAUGAGGCAGCUAUCCAGAGGCACCUGGCCUUCAUUGACCAGCUCCUCAGUGACAAGAAGGUGCUGAGUGAGAAGUGUGAGGCCGUGGUAGCAGAGCUGAAACAAGUGGACCAGAAAUAUGGCCAGAAGAUCACCCAGAUGCAGGAGCAGCAUGAACUGGUCUGGCGCACUUUGGGCCCCUUUUGUGAGGAGAUUAAGAAACUGAAGGAACUCAUGAGCGCAACUGAGAAAAUCCGACGGGAGAAGUGGAUUGAGGAGAAAACCAAAAAGAUUAAAGAAAUCACAGUGAAAGGGCUGGAGCCGGAGAUCCAGAAGCUGUUGGCCAAGCACCGUGAGGACAUCCGGCAACUGAAGCUGCUGCACGAGGCCGAGCUGCUGCAGUCGGACGAGCGGGCGGCGCAGCACUACGAGCGGCAGGCACAGGAGCUGCGGGGGCUGCUGGAGCGGGAGAGGGAGGAGCAGAGCCAGAGGGAGCGGGAGCGGGCCCGGCAGAGGUGUGAGCAGCAGCUGGAGCAGGAGGAGCAGGCACUGGAGCUGCAGCGGCGCCGGCUCUAUGCUGAGGUGGCCGAGGAGAAGGAGAGGCUGAGCCAGCAAGCAGCCAGGCAGCGAGCAGAGGCAGAGGAGCUGCAGCGGCAGCUGGAGGCCAACAGCUCUGCCCUCACCCGGGCACUGCGGGACAAGUACACCAAGGAGAAGGAGGAGCAGGAGAGGCAGCACCAGGCAGAACUGAAGGUGCUGAAGGACCAGCUGGAGCUGGAGAAGCAGGCCUGGGAAGCCAACUAUGUGAAGAAGGAGGAAGCUUGGCUGCUGUCUCGGGAGCGGGAGCUGCGGGAGGAGAUGAGAAAGGAGAGGGACAAAGAAAUCGAGCUGGUGAUCCAGCGCCUGGAGGCUGACACGUCCUUGGCCAAAGAGGAAUGCGAGAGGGCAGCAGAGAACAGGAUCAAGAGGAUCCGGGACAAGUACGAGGUGGAGCUGCAGGAGCUGGAGCGGUCGGAGAGGAAGCUGCAGGAGCGCUGCAAUGAGCUCAAGGGGCGGCUGGCUGAGCUGGAAGGGGAGAGCAGCCGGCUGCAGGGCCUGCUGAAGCACAAGGAGCAGGAGGUGGAGGAGAUCCGGAAGGAAUUUGCAGACAGGCUGGUGGGGACAGAGGAGGAGAAUACGCGGCUGAAGGCAGAGAUGGCAGAGCUGAGGGCCCGGCAGCACCUGGAGCUGGACAGGCUGGUGCAGGAGAAGAACCGAGAGCUGGAGGAGGUGCACAGGAGGGUGAAGGCGGCGGUGCUGAGGAAGGAGGAGAGCAUGAGCAGCCUGCGGAAGCAGUACGAGGCAGCUGUGCAGAGAGCCAACCUCCUGGAAUGCCUGCUGGAGCAGCAGCGGCAGCUGGCCAUGGAGUGACCGUCCUGCCAGGCAGGGAGCGGGGCUGGGGCUGUGCUCAGGCUCUCCCCUCCCUCUUGUUCUCCACAGCCUGGUCCCAGUGCUGUGGCCGUGCUGGGACACUUGGUGACCUUCAGAUGUAUGGGAGUUUUGUUCUGGUAAUAAAUCCCUUCUGGUUUCUAA
Molecule: messenger RNA, 4481 nt
Organism: Cinclus cinclus
Lineage: Eukaryota; Metazoa; Chordata; Aves; Passeriformes; Cinclidae
Gene: CEP131
Product: centrosomal protein 131
Exons: 36
Coding region: 21-4319 (1432 amino acids)
Biological process (GO): regulation of centrosome duplication; intraciliary transport involved in cilium assembly; cilium assembly
Cellular component (GO): centriolar satellite
Source: RefSeq, a predicted model, not a curated record